GCAAUGUACUCGUCUGCUGGCGUCGCAUUUCGUUAGAUUAGGAUAGGACCUCAUAAAUCGAAAAUUCCUGGAGUAUCGGGUUGCCGGUGGAAAAUCACGUUUCCUUAAGGUCAAGAUCUAGAUCAAACCAAAAUUACUAGAAGACUACGGUCCGCCGUAGUUUCAAGUGUUAUCCCAUUGCCCAGUGUUUGCGGGUCUUAUUUUGUUCUUUAACUCACAGCUGCUCUGGAAAAAGCUUCCUAGAUGUCCGUCGAGGAUCCCAGUUCCGUGGCCGUGGCCUUGCGCGUGCGCCCUUUGGUCCAAUCCGAGUUGGAUCGCGGCUGUCGUAUUGCCGUGGAACGCUCCUCGGAUGGAGUACCACAGGUUACGGUCAACCGGAAUGAGUCAUAUACUUACAACUAUGUCUUCGAUAUUGGGGACACCCAGAAGGAAAUAUUCGAAACCUGCGUCCAGGGUAAAAUGAAGAAGCUGCUGCAUGGUUAUAACGUUACUAUCCUUGCAUAUGGCCAAACUGGCUCUGGAAAGACCUACACCAUGGGCACUGCGUUCAAUGGAGUGCUUGAUGAUCAUGUUGGUGUGAUACCACGAGCUGUUGAUGAUAUAUUCUCGGCUAUUCAAGACAUGCGGGAGGAGUACCGAUUUUCGGUAACCUGUUCCUUUGUAGAGUUGUAUCAAGAACAAUUUUUUGACUUAUUUUCGUCGCAAAAGCGCGAAAAGGCCAUUGUGGAUAUCAGAGAGGUCAAAAACAAGGUGGUCAUGCCGGGCCUUACAGAACUAGAGGUCAAAUCGGCCAAGGAUGUGACUGAUCACCUAAUGCGUGGCUCCGCUGGACGAGCUGUGGCCGCCACGGCCAUGAAUGAGACCUCCUCGAGAUCCCAUGCCAUCUUUACAUUGACUCUGGUAGCCACGAAACUGGACGGCAAACAAACGGUCACCACUUCCAGAUUUAAUCUGGUGGAUCUGGCUGGCUCGGAACGUUGUUCAAAGACUCUGGCUAGCGGGGAUCGAUUUAAAGAAGGCGUGAAUAUCAACAAGGGCCUUUUGGCCCUGGGCAAUGUGAUCAAUGCCUUGGGAUCUGGCCAGGCCAUUGGAUAUAUCCCCUAUCGGCAGUCCAAGCUGACGCGCCUAUUGCAGGAUUCCCUGGGUGGAAACUCGAUUACUUUGAUGAUUGCCUGCGUCAGUCCAGCUGACUAUAAUGUAGCUGAGACCCUGAGCACCCUACGCUAUGCGGAUCGGGCUUUGCAAAUCAAGAACAAACCAGUGGUCAAUCUUGAUCCACAUGCAGCGGAGGUCAAUCAUCUAAAGGACAUUAUCCAAAAGCUACGCGUGGAGUUAUUGGGAGGCGGCAAAAUGAGCAACUCUAUUGCUAGCGCUGUUGGAGCCGCCGGUUUGGCUCCCAUUACCGGUGAAGAGUCACAGGCUGGUCAACUUGCUGCGGAAAAUCAACGCCUUAAGGAACAAGUGCGCAGUCUGCUAGACAGCAAAAGAACACUGCAUCAGGAGCUUCAACAAUCACUAGCCGAUCUAGCUGAAAAAGAAAUGCGUGCCCACAUCGCAGAGCAGGCCCACGAUAAACUCCGUUCUCAUAUGCUGCAACUAAGAAAAAAACUGGAUCAGCGGAAAGAGGCGGGCUUGGCAACUGAAGAUGGAGGUGGUGACAAUUCGCUAAGUGAAAUCACCCAUCUGGUGGACCUGGUGGACAAUGAGUUGCAGCGCACUCACGAGGAACUGGAAACUCAGGUUCAGGAGACACGCCAGCAGCUUAAUGGUCGCUCUCAUUCCGAAAGGGACGAAAACGGCAGCCAAAGUGGUGGGGAUGAAGUCCAUGAAAUGCUGAACAGCCAUUCAGAGGAGUUUACCAAGAAGCAACUAAAUUACGUAGGAGAACUACGUAACAUUAGGCGCCAGCUGGAACUUAAACAGGAGCUGCACGACCGCAUCACUAGUAACUUUAACAAGCUGGAGCCCGAAGACGAUUUAAAAUUGCGGCAGUGUAACCAGAAAAUCGAUGACCUGGAGGCGGAACGUCGAAGCCUUAUGGACCAGUUGCGCAACAUCAAGAGCAAAGAUACUUCAGCGAAGAUUGCAGAAGAGCGCCGCAAACGCCUGCAGAUUUUGGAGCAGGAGAUCUCCGAACUACGCCGCAAGCUGGUCACCCAAGCUAGCAUGCUGAAGAUGCGCGAAAAGGAGAGUGAGAAGAUUAAGAAUUUGAAUGGUGAAAUCCAGGUUAUGAAGGAAACAAAGGUGAGGCUCUUGCGGGCCAUGCGUAGUGAAACGGAGAAGUUCCGUCAAUGGAAGAUGGUACGCGAAAAAGAACUCACUCAAUUAAGGAGCAAGGAUCGCAAAAUGCAGUCAGAGAUUGCGCGUCAGAAGUUACUGCAUUCCAAGCAGCAAUUGGUUUUGAAACGUAAAUGUGAGGAUGCUGUGGCCGCCAAUAAGCGGCUGAAGGAUGCCCUCGAUCGACAAGCUUCAGUGCACGCCCAGCGUCAAAAGUACGCCAAGGAUCACGGAGGCUCCUCCAAUUCAAACUCAAAGACAAAUGUGUGCUUUGUGGAACAAGAACUUGAGAUUAUACUCUCGCUGAUCGAUGCUGAGCACAGCUUGGAGCAACUGAUGGAGGACCGGGCGGUGGUCAACAAUCACUAUAAUUUGCUGCAGCAGGAGAAAACCAAUGAUCCUGUGGAAGCAAAGGAGCAGGCCCUUUUGCUGGCCAAUCUCGAGGAGGAGCUGGAAAUGCGAAAUGCCCAGAUUGCCGAUCUCCAGCAGAAGGUCUGCCCCACCGAUCUGGAUAGUCGCAUUCGGGCCUUGGCCGAAGGUGUCCAAAGCAUUGGUGAAUCCCGGAUUGUUAGUAAGCAGCUUUUAAAAACUUUGGUGCAGCAGAGGCGCCUACAGGCUGCCAGCUUAAAUGAACAAAGAACGGCUUUGGAUGAGCAACGCACGCAUCUUCUUGAGUCCCAGCAACAAGAAGAGGCUGCAAACAAACGCCUGCGUUUGCUCCAAGCCGAACAUGAAGAGCAGAUGAUGGCGCAACAGCGUGCUUAUGAGGAAAAGGUUGCCGUUUUAAUCAGAACAGCUAACCAGAGAUCAACAGAAAAUCAGCCUUCGUCGACGGAGGAGCAGCACCGCCAGCAAAUUCUUGAGGAACUGCUCAGUAGUCGAGAAGCACUGCAGCAAGAACUGGACAAACUUAAAGCCCAGACCAAGUCGAAAGCUAAGGUUGCAAAGGUUGAGCUCGAAGAUCAUGAUGAAAGUGUACUAGCAUUGACCGAUGAAAACUCUGAUAUUAGUGAUGAUCCCGACUGGGUGCCUCAGAAAUCGAGAUCCAAGAGACUCCAGUCGGAAUCUAUACGCAAUGCCUCUCACCGAAAUCCUUCUGAGGUUUCCAGUCCAUUAGAAUCUCAGGAUGUCAAUGCUACUUCAGCCGGUAAUGCAUCCAUCCAAUCGCUGAAUUCUACACAGGCAGAGGAAGGAAAACGUGGUAAGGGUUGCAAGUGUCGGACUAAGUGCAACACCAAGCGCUGCGGAUGCUUUGUGGGCAACAAUGCAUGCUCCGAGAGCUGUGUUUGUAAGACUAAAUGUUUCAAUCCCACAAAUAUUAAAUCGCCACAAAAUGGUGAGGGCGAUGGUCAGACAGGCAUGGUCAUUAAGGAGGAACCAGUUAAGCACGAUGAAACGUCCGAUAAUGCUGACGAUGAGGCGGAGACCACCAAAGAAAACCCGGUGAAAUUCGCUACACCGGAUACGCCUGGCAAGCUGUUGACCUCACCGAAGCGAUCUGCUCUGAACGGAGUGGAGGAUUUCAAUGGACCCAAGUUGGCAAGAAUGUCAGGACUGGCAUUUGCCACGCCCAAGCGGAAAUUCUUUUAAUGCUGGAAGGAUGCGGAUGCGUUAUUUAAACACGGAUGCGAAAGUGAACUAAAAGAAGCCGAAAAUGCAACAGCAGAAAAGGAGGAGGGUAGAGGAAGCCCCUAGUAGACGUCAGCACGUUUCAAAAUAGCUAUAUUAGUCUCGUUUUUAUAUGUUUAUGUUAUCGGUAAGGAAAUGCUCGUAAGGAAGCCCACUUCAACAAAGACUGUAUUACCCCUCCAUGUUUUACAAUGCACAAAUAUAGUAACUAGUAAUCUGCAUCAGUUAA
This is a messenger RNA of Drosophila eugracilis, 4135 nucleotides long. RefSeq names its product chromosome-associated kinesin KIF4 (gene Klp3A). Gene Ontology annotation, biological process: microtubule-based movement; mitotic spindle organization. The record is from RefSeq and is a predicted model, not a curated record. Gene Ontology annotation, molecular function: ATP binding; microtubule motor activity; microtubule binding. The transcript has 6 exons. Bases 244 to 3867 code for a protein of 1207 amino acids. NCBI's taxonomy places the organism in Eukaryota, Metazoa, Arthropoda, Insecta, Diptera, Drosophilidae.